Haliotis rufescens (red abalone) is the source of this 2176-nucleotide messenger RNA. Its product is annotated as UDP-GlcNAc:betaGal beta-1,3-N-acetylglucosaminyltransferase-like protein 1. Lineage: Eukaryota; Metazoa; Mollusca; Gastropoda; Lepetellida; Haliotidae. Bases 103 to 1140 code for a protein of 345 amino acids. The record is from RefSeq and is a predicted model, not a curated record. The transcript is spliced from 12 exons.
CGAUAUUAGAGUUACGUGCCCCUGACAAGACGUCAACAAGGCAUGUGUGCCUGAUCAGAUUUAGAAUAGCAGUAUAUAGAUCGAGAUGCAUUGUAGCAGAUUAUGGCUGAUGUGAGCGUGAUAGUCCCUGUCUACAAUGGAGAGAAGUGGUUGUGUGAGUGUCUGGAGUCAGUAGAGCAGCAGACAUUCAGUGGCCGUCUCCAGCUGUCGAUGUAUGACGAUGGAAGCACGGAUGGUACAAGUGACCUGAUCGGGACAUGGAGACAGCGCUUGGAGCAUCACGGUAUAGAGGUGGUCACAGGUGGACAUACCGAUGCACAGCCCAGGGGAGUUGGCUAUGCAAAGAACAUGGCUGUCAGACAGAGUACAGGGGACUUCCUCUGUUUCCUGGAUGCAGAUGACGUGAUGCACUGUGACCGCAUCAGAAGUCAGAUUGAGGCUGCCAGGGCACACCCAAAUGCUAUAAUUGGCUGUUGCUUCCAUCGUACACCUGGAGACUCCACGCUCAGGUUCACCCGGUGGGCUAAUUCCCUGUCUCCGGACCAGCUGCCUCUACAGGUGUUCACAUCGCACGGACCAACUGUCAUCAUGCCAACAUGGUUUUGCUCCAGGAAAGUGUUCAACAAAGUCAGUGGCUUCGAUGAAGGUGGCAAGGGAGUUCCAGAGGACCUGAUGUUCUUCUACCGACACCUGGACCUGGAUGGGGACGUGGUGCGUGUGGACCGAGACCUGCUCACCUACAGAUACCACCCACAAGCCACAACAUUCUCUGUCCAUGAGGACACCAUCUGGAAUCUGAGAGUUGACUUCCUACAGAAACAGGUACUGUCUCAUUGGUCCAAAUUCACAAUCUGGAAUGCUGGGAAACAGGGGAGAAAACUCUUUCGUUCUCUUACACCUGAGAAUCAGAAGAAGGUGUGUGGCUUCUGUGAUGUGGAUGCAAAGAAGAUCAGUAAAGGAGUGUACAUCUACGAGGAGUCCAAGGAGCGUCCUAAACCCCGACUUCCCAUCAUGCAUUUCAGUACUGCCAUUCCACCGCUCAUCAUCUGUGUGAAACAGGACCUAACAAGUGGCAGUUUUGAGGAGAAUUUGGCCUCUCUGAAUCUUAUUGAGGGAACAGAAUAUGUCCACUUCAACUGAACCAAGGACCAUGUAGGCACCUUGGUGUCAGCGGCCUAGAACUGUCAGUGAGGGGAGGUGCACCUUGGUGUCAGUGGCCGAGAACUGUCAGUGAGGGGAGGUGCACCUUGGUGUCAGUGGCCGAGAACUGUCAGUGAGGGGAGGUGCACCUUGGUGUCAGCGGCCUAGAACUGUCAGUGAGGGGAGGUGCACCUUGGUGUCAGUGGCCGAGAACUGUCAGUGAGGGGAGGUGCACCUUGGUGUCCGUGGCCGAGAACUGUCAGUGAGGGGAGGUGCACCUUAGUUUCAGCGGCCUAUCGGUCAUCAGACCUCAACGAACACAUGUGGAAAGAGUUGCAGACCACCCUCUCGCGAUGUCCUGUCCCUUCCAACAACUACAGAAACUUGGCAAUGCUCUUACUGAAAAUUUUAACAAUCUUGCCAAGGAUUGCCCACAAGCAUCUGGAGCAUGAUAAGAUGGUGCCAGGCUGUGAUUGCAUUGUGGAUCACAUACAUGCUACUGAGAGUUGAUUUAAAAAAUAAUAAUUUUAAAACGUAUCAGCUUUGGUCAGAUACUCUCAUUUUGACAGGUGAUCUGAUUAUUGGUCACAUGUUUGUUGGCACAUGACAACUGGCUAUUUUAACAGAUGUACACAAUUCAAUGUAUCAGCUAACUUAGUAUAGAUAAAAAAGGAACUUGUCAGUUUUGGAAUAUAUUCUAUGAAGACCAUUUCAGGUAAACCUUACUGGCAUUUGAACUGUUUGAUAGACAUUACUUGGAAGUUGACCGAAACGUCCCCUUGACAGUAAAUAAAGAAGUUAUCCAUACUUUGUCUUACUGGCAUUUGUUACAAUCAUUGUUAAACAAUAAACUGCCAUGUAACUGUUAAAUUAUUUAUGUCGAGAUUUGGUAGAUGCACGUCGCAUUGUGUUAUCUUUAGAUGCUAGUGUGGUGUGUAAAUACCGGUCCGUAUACCAUGGACGGUGAUAGUAUGUUAUAGAAACAUGUUAAGUUCUAGACGUGAGGGCACAUUAUAGAAACUUUACAUGAGUGUUU